This is a messenger RNA of Xyrauchen texanus (razorback sucker), 2335 nucleotides long. Its product is annotated as probable dual specificity protein phosphatase DDB_G0281963. Bases 481 to 1941 code for a protein of 486 amino acids. NCBI's taxonomy places the organism in Eukaryota, Metazoa, Chordata, Actinopteri, Cypriniformes, Catostomidae. The transcript has 5 exons. Gene Ontology annotation, molecular function: protein tyrosine/threonine phosphatase activity; MAP kinase tyrosine/serine/threonine phosphatase activity. Gene Ontology annotation, biological process: negative regulation of MAPK cascade; protein dephosphorylation. Gene Ontology annotation, cellular component: cytoplasm. The record is from RefSeq and is a predicted model, not a curated record.
UUGAAUGAAAACAGUUAAUCGCAAUAAAAAUGCCGAGGUCUUCCAGGCAAUUUGAUGAUGGCGAAUAAAUAGAGCGUGCCCGCGCGCGCGUCAAAGUGCAGCCCUGAGCGCCGAUUGGCUGAAAAUGACAUCACAUACAAUUGUACUAUUCUUAGCUUCUGGAAACGGGAUGACCUCAUCUUUUUCCUCCCUCGCGCAGGUAUUGACAUACAACAACAAAUGAUGUUAGAUGCGCAGACAGGACGGAGAGGAAUACGGGAGAGACAACUUUGGAGAGAGCGAUAACGAAACUAUAAAGUAAGCAGAUUAUAAUUGUACAGUACACGCGUUAUUCGCUUUCUUUUGUGCUAUUUACAUAUUCGUCCACAAGCUUUGUUGGACUUUCUCAACAUUUUUUGAUUUCCUGCGCACUCCAUUUAAUUUGACAGUGCUGGUUCAAUUUUCGGAUUAAUCAGAUUUAUCAAAGACAAAAAACAAGAGAUGGUUUACUACAGGGGUAGUCAGUCCGAGCAGCCACCGUUGUCGCGUAUCCUGCCGCAUCUCUACCUUGGUGCAGAGACUGACGUAACGCAGGAUAGUUUAUCUGACCGAGGCAUAUCAUACGUGCUAAGCGUGAGCCGAUGUUGUCCUCAGCCUUCAUUUCUACCUCAGUCCCAGUACCUCCGUAUCCCAAUAGACGACUCCCUUCGGGAUGAUUUGCUUCCUUGGAUUCCUCAGGCGUUGCACUUCAUUGAUGGGGCCAUGUCACUUGGCUGCUCAGUCCUGGUCCACUGUGCGGCAGGAAUCUCUCGGUCUCCAGCGCUCGCUGUGGCCUAUGUUAUGUAUAGUCUGAAAAUGGAUCUGGACCAUGCAUACAGGUUUGUGAAAGUACGCAGACCUACAAUUUCACCUAACUUCAACUUUCUUGGCCAGCUGCAGCUUUUCCAGGGAACACUAUUUUUGAUGAAUAAUAACAACACAAACCUUCACGCACAGGAGUCAGUCAAAACUUUGGAUAACUGCAUACAACCCACUAAUGACAAAAUCAAUAGCAGCUCCACAGUGUCACUGUUAACUAACUUGAACCUUCAAAACAGCAUGGACAACAACUGUAUAAUUAAUGGGUGUACUGAGGAUUCCAAAGUAAAUGUACAAUGUGAGAACAAAAACAACCAAAUGGAAAAUAAUCAGAGCCAAGGCCAACACUAUGAGGUGAAGAAGCCAGAGUUUAACUUAUCUCUUUCUGGCAAGCUUGGAGCUCUUACUCUCCACACAAAUCCUGUAGAGGUACAAAGACCAGUCAACAUCACAUCUCAGACACUACAGGAUGCACCAAAGCUAAACCCACCUAAGCCUACUUUUCUACAAAUUCCAUCCAGCCGCAUUUCUCUCGCAGAGAAACGCAAAAACCUUACUCUUUCCCUAACACCAGUGAUUGCAGAUCCUCAGACUCACCAGAAGGGGUCAACAGUAAACAGUAGUAAUCUGAAGCAGAGCACGAUAUGCAGUUCAACAGGAUCUCAGACUGGGGAGUCAGAUAGAUUGGGCAGUGUAAGCAGGUUAACCCGCAAGGAGGCUUCAGCCAAACACAGCUGCUCAAGAGCACAUAAAAAGAAGAGUAAACUAAACUACGACAACCCCAACCCCUCUUUUAGCAGAGCAAAGGAGGAGCAACAAAGAACAAAAACAAACCUGCCGAACCCUGCAGACAAUUCAAGCACAAGUUCACAGAGGCAGAUCCAGGGACCAUGUGGUAUCGCCACUUCCCCACCAGAGCUUUUAGAGAAGGAGGUUACUGGUGGCGUAGAGGCUGUGGAGGGUAUGGAUGGAAACCAGAGCCCCCUGUCUCCUGUCAGUCUAACAGUCAAGAAAAUACUGGACUGGGGAGAACGCAUGCUGCUUGGGGUCUUAUUUGGUCCACGCAUUAAAGUGGGACAGGCUGCUUUGCCGUGCAGAUGUUGAGGUAGGGACUGGUGGUAUGAAAAUUGCGCUAUUUAAAGAUACAGGUGUAAGCAAGAACUCUUCAGCAAGGCAUAAGAACUCUUCUUUACUACAGGAGGGAUCUUAAAUGACGAAGAGGACAUUAUGGAUGCAAAAGCAUAUGUAUAAGUGUGUGAAUGUGCAUGUUCAUUCAAGACUAUUGGACAGCUCCUGACUGUGAAGAAGACAUAUGUAUAAAUGACUGAAAUAUCUGCAGAAAGACAUGCAUUUUGUUCUGUUAUUUUGUUCUGCCUGCCUGUAAAUUUAUUUAUUGACAUACACUGAUAAUUUUUAUUUAUAAAGGGGUAUUUUGUGGAUGGAAUUUUAACAAUAUAUAGCUUGUACUGAAUACAGUGUUCAUUAAAGACUAUUUUAC